Molecule: messenger RNA, 629 nt
Organism: Arvicanthis niloticus (Nile rat)
Lineage: Eukaryota; Metazoa; Chordata; Mammalia; Rodentia; Muridae
Gene: Gpha2
Product: glycoprotein hormone subunit alpha 2
Biological process (GO): cell surface receptor signaling pathway
Cellular component (GO): extracellular region
Molecular function (GO): hormone activity; thyrotropin-releasing hormone receptor binding
Source: RefSeq, a predicted model, not a curated record
AGCUCCUCAGGCUUGGAGACCAGCAGGAGGCACCUGGAGGCUACAGUUCCUGCUGGAUUGAUGUCCAUGGCACCACGAGUCUUGCUCCUCUGCCUGCUGAGCCUGGCAGUCACUGGCAGGCAUGGCCCGGAGGCAGCCAUCCCAGGCUGCCACUUGCACCCUUUCAACGUGACGGUGCGAAGUGAUCGCCAUGGCACCUGCCAGGGCUCCCAUGUGGCACAGGCGUGUGUAGGACACUGUGAGUCUAGUGCUUUCCCCUCCCGGUACUCUGUGCUGGUGGCCAGUGGCUAUCGACACAACAUCACUUCCGCUUCCCAGUGCUGCACCAUCAGCAGCCUUAAAAAGGUGAGGGUGUGGCUGCAGUGUGUGGGGAACCAGCGUGGGGAGCUUGAGAUCUUCACUGCCAGGGCCUGCCAGUGUGAUAUGUGCCGUCUCUCCCGCUACUAGUCCUGGGAGGGCUCAGGCUCCAGUCCUGCCACUGAUGUGUCAUGGAUCUCUCCAAUGAGGGGCUCUGACGCUCGUUAGCGUCUGUGAGGAUGGGGUCUCACCUCCUUUUACCUGACCUUCUCAGCAGUCUCACUGCUAUGUUCUCCUUCGCUCCUGUCCUCAGUAAAGCAAGCAAUGCUUGA